GAGACGUGGCAAAAAAAACCUUUCCGGAAGAAAAUGUUCCUCAAACAUGAAGCUAAAUAACUAGAGACACUUUACAGUAGACCGCAGAGAACGGAAAGACUGACUCGUGGUGACUUCUUAAAUUGUGACAGGCAGACCAUGGGUCUGUGUAAGUGUCCGAAGAGGAAGGUGACGAACCUGUUCUGCUUCGAGCAUCGUGUCAAUGUGUGUGAACACUGCCUGGUGUCCAAUCACAGCAAGUGUAUUGUGCAAUCCUACCUGCAGUGGCUCCAGGACAGUGAUUACAAUCCUAACUGUACUCUGUGUAAUCAGCCUCUUAAUUCCCAGGACACUGUGAGAUUAGUGUGCUAUGACCUCUUUCACUGGUCCUGCCUAAAUGAACUGGCCUCACGCCUGCCCCUGUACACAGCGCCAGCGGGUUACCAGUGCCCGACAUGCCAGGGACCCAUUUUUCCUCCCAUCAACCUUGCCAGCCCUGUGGCGGACAUGCUAAGGGGGCAACUGUCCUCAGUUAACUGGGCACGAGCGGGACUGGGCCUUCCACUGGUAGAAGACCAGUCUGAGGUUGAAGAAAGCAGAACGCACGAUGUGACUGAUUAUACAGACUGGACCUUUGACGCACCUUGUGCUGAAUCGUCCAUUUCUGCCCCGUCACUCUCUUAUACCCAAGAGCCAUCGGUCACUCCGGCAUGUUCACACCAGGACGUGGGGCACGGGCACAGCCACGGGCACGGGCACGGGCACAGCCACGGGCACGGGCACAGCCACAGCGUACACAAUAACGGAGGUUUGGGCGUACAGGAGAACUCGGUCAUCGACAUGAUUACAGCCACUGCACCAGACACCAUCGUCAUCAGCAAGGCUUCUUCACCUAGAAAGGUUUAUGAUACACGAGAAUCAGGACACACUUCAGUCACGCAGAUCGACUUUGACGAAGAUAAGUACCGGCGGAGGCCAGCGCUCAGCUGGUUUGCACAAAUCCUUAAGAACCGCUUGGGCCCUAAGAGAAAGACGUUCACGCUAAAGCAGAGGAUCUUCAUGUUCCUUCUCCUGGGAGUGAUCGGCUUCUUUACCCUCAUCAUCAUUAUGGCCAAGUUGGGUCGGGCUUCUGCUGACGAAGACCCCAACCUGGACCCCAUGCUUAACCCUAACAUCAGAGUGGGCAACAUGUGAACAGAGUGCCGCUCCUGUAGAAGAAAACAAGCAGGAAGUGCAGCGCUACUGGCCUGGGACCAACACGUAAAUGCUUAUCGUCGUCGUAGGAAUGAUGAUAAUCCAGUCAGUUUUCUUCCUGUUGAAAAAUCCCCGCUCCAUUAGUUUUCUGAAGUGUUUGUUUUUUUUUAAUUAACAUCUAUAAGGAUAGUCCUGGAUCGUAUCAAUAUAUUUAACACAUUGCGUUCAUCGGAUAUGUGUCUGUCUUUGGAGCAUUCUGAGAAGGCAAUAUUUUUAGUUUAGUUGUAUUGGAUACCCGAGCUGUCAUUUGCAGCUCCAAAUAGAAAAGAGUGAAAAGUGAAAACAAAAAGGUGUGUGUGUAAAUAUAUACAAUCAUUAAUAUGGUUUAUCCCCUGUUUUUGAAUGAAGUGUGGGUUACAUGGCUGAGAGCCAUGUCCUGCCUAAAUAACCUGGUUAAACAUGUCCAAUCUGUAUAAUCUUAAAUAUACUGUAUUUUAAUUUUAAUUUAAACACAAUCAACAAAAUGGUUCGCUUGUUUUUUUUUUGUUUUUUUUUUUGCUGUUUGAAUUUUCUUUGUUUAUCAGAUCACGCUUUACAUUAAGGUUCUUUUAAUACCGUUAUUAACACAAGGAAAGCAUGACUCUCGUAUAGUCGAUUCUUAUUUUUUUCUUCUUCUUCUUUUUUUUUAAAUAAAUGAUAAAAGCUUAAUAAUGCCAGCAUUAACCAAUGUAAAUAUCAUCAAUAUGUUAAAUUAAAGCCCAUAAUAAAGAACAAUUAUUAACUGAAAAAAAAAAGUACAUAUGACGGGUGUUCAAGUCAAACUGGGACCUUUGAUUGCGCAGAAUAACUCCCUUUAUUUCUUUAAUAUAAUUCCUUGUACACUAAUGCACUUAUCCCAGGGUUUCACUAGAGCUUGGAUACCAUCGAGGUAGAAAGUUUUUAGUUUAGUGCACUGGAGCCAUUAUGAUGCUGGCCUCCCAAGAACUCCUUUAAGGUCAGGAGGUCAGGACUGGACAGCGGCUGUGGCAAUAACUCAAGCCGAGUUCGUAGAUUAAUGUGUGUACAGGGUUCUCGCAGACUUUCCUGCAAGUUCUAAAUGUUCCACAGCCGGGAUAGGCAUUUCUCUUUAAAACGUUUUUCACCAGUUCAAUGUUUUAUCACGGCUAAGAGUCUCAUCACCGUACUGCGCUUGGAGUCUUAUGUAAAUGUUACACAUUCAUAUAUGAGACGGUUCAUCGCCAGUCCCGGAUUGACUUGAACACACGUAGUACUUUCAAUAGUUAAUCCAAGAGACUAUUAGGCGUUGCACUGUAAAUUUAUUUAUUAUUUUUUUUUGCUCUUUCUGUGAUUUGUAGUCUGAAUUAAAAAAGGCAAUGCGGGUGUAUCAUAAUUUUGUUGUAUAAGGAAUAAAACAAUUUAGGGUCA
Messenger RNA from Clarias gariepinus (North African catfish), 2598 nucleotides. It is a transcript of the gene zfpl1, whose product is annotated as zinc finger protein-like 1. The record is from RefSeq and is a predicted model, not a curated record. The transcript has 8 exons. Gene Ontology annotation, cellular component: Golgi apparatus. The coding region runs from base 139 to 1173 and encodes 344 amino acids. Lineage: Eukaryota; Metazoa; Chordata; Actinopteri; Siluriformes; Clariidae.